AUGGAGCUCCCUCAAUUUCAGAGCAUUAUUCAGCAAGUAUGGAAACAGUAUUAUGAAGGAGCACCUAUGCAGCAGAUCUGGAGUAAACUGAAAAAUAUGAAGGAACAACUGAAGGAGGUAAAUGCCUAUAUGGCUUCAUACAAGCAGAGACUUGAGCAGGCAAGAGAGAAGCUGGAUAUUAUACAAAGUCAAAUCAAGCAGAAACCUAUGUCACAGACCCUUUUUAAUGAAGAGAAAAUAACAUUAGAUGAAAUUGAGAAGUGGAGUAAUGUGGAGGAACAAGUAAUGAGGCAGAAGUCCAAGGCUUGCUGGAUUGAAUGUGGAGAUGCUAACACAAAGUACUUCCAUGCCCAGUGGAAGAUUAGGUCCAGCCAAAAUAGCAUAACAUCCAUAUAUACUGAUACAGCUAUAAUAAAGGAAGGACCAUGCCUAACUAUAUCACAACAAAGAACAUUGAUUCAGGAUGUUACAAUGGAGGAGAUCACAGAAGCAAUAAGGGAGAUGCCUAAAGACAAAGCACCAGGAGUGGAUGGGUUCCCUGUGGAAUUCUUUACCAGGAACUGGGAGCUAGUGAAAGAAGAUAUCUUGCAGCUNAACAACAGUUAA
Nicotiana attenuata is the source of this 606-nucleotide messenger RNA. RefSeq lists its product as uncharacterized. The record is from RefSeq and is a predicted model, not a curated record. The transcript has 2 exons. The coding region runs from base 1 to 606 and encodes 201 amino acids. NCBI's taxonomy places the organism in Eukaryota, Viridiplantae, Streptophyta, Magnoliopsida, Solanales, Solanaceae.